This is a messenger RNA of Rubroshorea leprosula, 919 nucleotides long. NCBI's taxonomy places the organism in Eukaryota, Viridiplantae, Streptophyta, Magnoliopsida, Malvales, Dipterocarpaceae. The record is from the annotation of a GenBank genome assembly.
AGUGCCUCAUCUGCAUCUUUCACACUUCCAUCUUCUCCUCUAAAACUGUUUGUCCCAUCACCGGAGAAAACGAUCUCGCUCAGUGCCUCAUUUGCGUCUUUCACGCUCCCAAUCUUCCAAAAAAAAAUAGUUAAUUAAGUCCUUCUCUUGUGCAAAGCACGUAUUGGAGGAGAUAAUGGCUCAAGGAAAUAGUGGUAGAUGGAGUCUUCAAGGAAUGACAGCUCUUGUCACCGGUGGAACCAAAGGAAUCGGACAUGCCAUCGUGGAGGAGUUGGCCGGACUCAGGGCAACCGUGCACACUUGCUCUCGAAACGAAGAUCACCUCAAUCAAUGCUUACAUGAAUGGAAGACAAAGGGUUUUCAAGUUACUGGUUCAGUUUGUGAUGUAAAGUCUCCAGUGGAACGGGAGAAUCUACUGAAAACUGUUUCAUCUGUGUUCAAUGGCAAACUAAACAUUCUAAUCAAUAAUGUGGGAACAGUCAUAACGAAACAGACUCAAAAUUUCACAGCCGAAGAUUUCUCAUUUCUUGUUGCUACGAAUCUUGAAUCUGCUUUCAGCAUCUGCCAACUCGCACAUCCGCUUCUAAAAGCCUCGGGUUCUGGAAGCAUCGUUUUCCUGUCUUCUGCUGCGGGGGUUGUAUCAAUGGACGUUGGAUCCAUUUAUGGAGCUACUAAAGAAGAUGUCCCACAAGUUCCUCUUGAAAAUGAAAGUGAACAACUUUGGACUGGAGUUGGUGGCAUUACAGGUUAUGGAAUUCCUUCAAAUGAGGAUCCUUAUAAUUAUGUACAAGAUCAUUAAUUUUGUUGUUUGUUUAUAAUUGUCACUUGACAGAAACAAUUGAAGAACUCUUGUGAUGAACCAUUAGGUAUCUGUUUCAUCAUUCAAUCUUUUUAACUUUUAUAAAUAGAAUGUGAUUUG